Messenger RNA from Dictyostelium discoideum AX4, 1101 nucleotides. RefSeq lists its product as hypothetical. Gene Ontology annotation, cellular component: endomembrane system. The transcript has a single exon. Lineage: Eukaryota; Evosea; Eumycetozoa; Dictyosteliales; Dictyosteliaceae. The record is from RefSeq and is a predicted model, not a curated record. Bases 1 to 1101 code for a protein of 366 amino acids.
AUGAAACGUGAGAUAAGGAAACUUUAUAAAAGUGGUAAUGAAAAUAAUGAAUUUAAUGAAGAACCACCAAGUAGCGAAGAAGAAAAAGAAGAAGUAGGAGAAAAAGAACAAAGUGACAGAAAUAGUGAUGAUGAUGAUGAUGAAAAAUUGGAUGAUGAAUUAUAUGAUGAAGUUGAGGAUGAUAUUUUAAAUCAACUCUUAAAAUAUACUAGUAGAGAAGAUUUAAGGAAAACAUUAAAAAGAAUUAAAAGAAGUGAAAUAUCGGAUUGGAAUGAUGACGAUGAUGAUGGUGAUGAUGAAAAUAAAAAAGAAGCAGAAUCAUCAUAUGAUGAUGAAAAUGAAUCAGAUUAUGAUCUAUCCUCAUCAACUGGUGAAGAAAUUCCAUUCAUUGAUGAAAUUGAUAAUAAAGAUUUGCAAGAUGAUAUCGAACAAAAUAGGGAUGUCUUGAGACAUUCAUUAGCAAAAUCAAUUAUAAAACCACCAUCAAUAUCACCUCCAACCAUUGAAAAAGAAGAAGGCCAUGAAAAAGCUAACAAUUAUGAUAAUAAAGAAAAUAAAAUUGAAAAAAAAGAAGGAAUUGAAUUAAAAGAUUUUUCAAAAAUUAAAAAAAAAAAAAAAUCAUCAUCGUCAUCAUCAUCAUUAAAAUCAUCAUCGUCAUCAUCAUCAUUAAAAUCAUCAUUAACUGAAAGUUCAAUAAAAUCAAUAUUAAAGAAAUCAACAAAAAAUAUUGAAAAAGCUAAAAGAUAUUUAAUACCACCUAAAUUGUUAAUGGAAAUGGAUGAUAUCGAAUUAAUUAGGGAGGAUAUAUGUGCAGUGGAUAGAUCAUUAGCUGGUUAUUCUAGAACUGGUAUGGCUGUCAUUGGUUUAGGUGUUGGUUUAAUCUCAAAAUUAGGUUUCACAACUUCAACAAUAAUUGUAACAAUAGCUUACUUUUUAUUUGGUCUUGUAUUAAUAGCUGUUGGUUUAACAAGAUGUAGAACUGUUAUAAAAUAUAUUAAAAAAGGUUAUAUGAAACCUUCGAUCUACUCAAUUGUAAUCAUAACAUUAUCAACAUUGAUGGUUAUUGGUUUUUCAUUUUAUGGUGUUGUUUCGUCUAGUUAA